AUGUGGCACCGGCUUGUGCUUCUCCCCUACCCGUCUCUCGCCGCCUCUCAGACUCUCAGUCUCUCGUCUCUCGUCUCACUCUCACCCUCACUCUUUGCACUUUUCAUGUCUCGUCCACAAAAUCUAAGACAUCCAUCUCGAACUUCGCUCACAGUCCUCGCCUUUCUUCGCACUAAUACAGCGGGACAAUACGCCCUCGUCCUCUCGUUCCCUCGCCUUCACCCACUCCUACUGGCCACCACGUCCACUCCUGCUCCCACGCCCGCUAGAACCUCUCUCUCCUCCAUACGGAUACUUCACGUCAGAGACACCACACUUACCUUCCCCGGCGUUGCUGCAGCUCGACAUGGACAUGGACCUGGAUCUGGCCCUCGACCCGAAUCUCUGACCCCGACGCUACCUCUACAUCUGAGCGCACCCUCACCCUCCCGAGUCCCGUCACCUUCACCCUCUCACACUCGCCUUGAGGAGGAUUCGACCCUCAAAAAGUACCUCAGUCUUUUGGCCCGUCCCGUCGCCGCGUUUCAACCAGCCUCGACUGUCAUAUCUUAA
Messenger RNA from Colletotrichum abscissum, 552 nucleotides. RefSeq lists its product as uncharacterized. The coding region runs from base 1 to 552 and encodes 183 amino acids. The record is from RefSeq and is a predicted model, not a curated record. The transcript is spliced from 3 exons. NCBI's taxonomy places the organism in Eukaryota, Fungi, Ascomycota, Sordariomycetes, Glomerellales, Glomerellaceae.